Messenger RNA from Cucumis melo (muskmelon), 1136 nucleotides. RefSeq lists its product as uncharacterized. The transcript has 4 exons. Bases 124 to 840 code for a protein of 238 amino acids. The record is from RefSeq and is a predicted model, not a curated record. NCBI's taxonomy places the organism in Eukaryota, Viridiplantae, Streptophyta, Magnoliopsida, Cucurbitales, Cucurbitaceae.
CCCAAAAGUGACUUGCAAGUCAAGUCCUCGACUACUUUUCCUUUUUUCUUCUUUUUCUCCUAACAAAGAGAAACCGCUCUCUUUCCACAGGAUAACAGACAAACCUCCAUCUUCAAACCAAAAAUGGAGAAACCAAACACCAUUUGCUCACACCUUCAAUCACUACUCACUUUCUCCUUCUUCUUCUCCUUCCUCGCCCACUUUCUCCUCACUGCUCAUGCUCAGAGUCUCCCCCCGGCAAAAUUCGACGGUUUCGUAUACGGAAACCACUCACUAGACUUGAACACCAUCCUCAUCGAGGCGUUUUUCGAUCCGGUUUGCCCCGACAGCAGAGACUCCUGGCCACCUCUCAAGAAAGCCCUCGAUCAUUACGGCUCUCGCGUUCGUCUCGUCAUUCACCUCCUCCCUCUACCUUAUCACGAAAAUGCAUAUGCAACAUCUCGUGCUUUACAUAUUGUGGAUUUGGUGAAUCCCUCGGAUACAUUCAAAUUGUUGGAAGCAUUCUUCGGGGAUCAGAAGCAGUUUUACAAUGCCGAAACUCGUUAUUUGUCAAGGGCUGCUGUCAUGGAUAACAUUGUGAAGUUUGGAGUUGAAGUACUAGGGGACUCCUACAAAAACACUCUGGUAACUGGUUUCAGUGACAGGGAAACCGAUCUUUUGACACGUGUUUCUUUCAAGUUAAGCACCUCGAGAGGAGUCUAUGGAACACCUUUUUUCUUUAUAAAUGGAUUUCUAGCUCCUGAUAAAGGGUCUCCCCUAAAUUAUGCCGAAUGGAGAAACUUGAUCGACCCUUUGAUCAAGAAAAAUAAGAGAUCGGGGUCUCAGCAUCUGUCACUAUAAAGUAUUUGGUCGACAAAAAUCUCUAUAUGUCUCCAUGGCCACCCAUCUUAAAUUACUAUAUUUAUAUCUAUAUGGUUUGCAGAUGGAGAGCAUCUAAUCUUGGAAGGUAUGGGGACUUGGCUUUUAUGUGAUAAUAACCCAUUCUCCCAGAUAAAGGUGAGCCAGUCUCGAUUGGUUAUGUGAAAAACGACUUUUGCAAGUGAAAUAUUCAUUGUUAUGCAAUUGUCUAGUAAUGUGUAAGAUGGACAUAGAUUGUGUUUGAAGUAUUCCAAGGAUGCUUUCAGUGGCUUUCUCUA